AUGUCCUUCCAGGCUGCCGAUGAUCGCUCUAAGCGCCCUACCGUCCUUUUAGCACUCGAAGAAUAUGGUAGUGGUUCGGAAGACGAGGAAGACCCUGGACCUAUUGCACCUCCCGUGUCGUCUAGUCCAGCGAAAGAAGCGGAGAAGUCGCCUUCCCCUGUGGCACCCCAGCCCAAUGUCGGUCAAAUUUCAAACGCUGAUCGCAACGAAGAUAACCAGCAAGCCAAUCAACCUAUGAAACGAGAACAAACCCCCAGUCUUCCCCUCGAGCCCGAACGAGAACAGAGCCUGCCUCAUCCGAACGAUGUCGGCAUGCCAAUCAAUCCGGAUCUUCAGGACAAGCCUAUGUUCAACUACGUUACUCCCGUUCCUCGAGCAGGCAGCGUCGACUAUCCCAUGGCUGACUCCACCAGCAGGGAUAGUCCACUCACGUCCGGUUCCCGACAAAGCAGCAUUGUCCCUGUGAGCCGGUCCAUGCCACCCACGUCAUACCCACACGACGGCGUGAUCCACGACAUAGAGGCAGCUUCGAAGGAGAUGCCCUGCAAGUGGUACGGCUGCGGCAUGCCCAUCUACGACACCCACACUUCGAUCCACCAACACCUUUCGAACCACCACGGGAUCAAAGGGAACGUCACAAAGGUCCCCUGUCUUUGGAUCAACGAUAACUCAAAGAUGGAGGUGUGCGGGGGAGCGUACGACGGCCACAGCCUUGCUCGCCACCUCGAAUCGCAGUGCCACAUCACGGGCACCGAUCGCCACACGGGGGAGUUCAUCUGUGCAGCCUGCGGUACACGCUAUCGGCGAAGGACUUCUUGUACUCGGCAUUAUGCCACGGCCCAUUUGGUCUGCCCUUAUCGGAACUGCAGAACACGGUUUAAGACCAUCCAGGAAGUAGAGGCAUGCGCGGCGACGCAUGGCUCACCCAACGAUUGGGAAAAGCCACCCGCGAAUAAGCCAAGGUAUUAUCGCACACUCGAGGAGGCAAACGCAGCGAUUGCAGCAGCCAACGCCUCACCGUCUACGCAGACGCAGCCACAGCGUCAUGUUUGGGACAACUACGACGAGGAGCCGGACGUGCAGAAAUGA
Messenger RNA from Stereum hirsutum FP-91666 SS1, 1089 nucleotides. RefSeq lists its product as uncharacterized. Lineage: Eukaryota; Fungi; Basidiomycota; Agaricomycetes; Russulales; Stereaceae. The record is from RefSeq and is a predicted model, not a curated record. Bases 1 to 1089 code for a protein of 362 amino acids. The transcript has 4 exons.